GGCAGGCUCUGCAGUGCGUUCGCAGUCGCACGGAGGUCACGUUUGAUGCUCGCGGCUGGCCACAUUCCCUCCUAGCGCCUGCCGACAGGCUGUGGGCGGUGGUGCAGGUGCUUCGCCCCAUAGCGAGCACAAUCCAAGGUUCACACACGCCGACUGCGCCCACUACGCCCAAGCAAAGACCCUCGCCAAUCUGCCCACCGACACGCCGCGACAGAUCGCAGUAGCGCGUCAGCCCUCUUGCCGACCUGUUGUCCCUUCUGCGCGCUGGCGUAGCUGCUGCAGCUGUGACAUCCUAGUUCAGGUUCAGAUUAGGCCGCAAUCCUUCAGAGGCGGGAGAAGCGCCGGCGGUCUUGUGCGCUGUGUGCUGGCUCUGACUGCACCUCUGCCAAAAGCACGCCUGUUCUAUUCCUAGCCGCGACGACCAGAACCCAGCUCUCCUCAUUGCUAGGCGACCGGGGCUCAGAGAUGGACGCACACCGCGGACGCUCGCCCUCGGCGGGUCAGACGAGCAACCAUAUAAGGCACUCGACUUCGGCAUCGCCGCACCCGUCCCCUCUGGCAUCAUCCUUCGACGGCGCCGCAAACAGUGCCACCCUCCAGAACACCAGCCUCACUACCGAUGCUUUCGCGACAGGCCUGAAUGUAACGUCGGGCCAGUUCAGCGACCCGACCUUCAACACCGACUUCUCGUCUCAGGCGCAAUUCGGCCUGGCCCCCACCUACACUGCCUUCCCAGAUCAGUCGCAACAGCAGACGCUGGCCAACAACACGUCCAACCACAAUUACUUGCAGUCGCAAGGCUUUCAGGAUCCCAACGGCGUCAGCAGCGCCUUUCCCACCUUCGACGCGAACUUUGGCUCGAGCUCGAGUCUCGAUCCAAACGUCCUGGACGGCGUCGAUCCCUCCGGUCUAGAUCUGCUCAAUCAGCAACCCGGGACCAACACGACGAUCAACCAAACGCUCGAUCCUAUGGCGGCCAUGACACAGUCGCAUUCGCCCACCCCACCGCACCUCUUCGCCGAGCAACAAGCCAGACGGCUGUCAGGCAGUCCCAGCCCACAUGCCUCCCCACGAUUCCAGCAAGCGAGCUAUGCGCAGCAAAUGAACAGACCGCGAAUGAAUUCAGAGUCGCUCGAUCCAUCGAGUGCUCGGUAUCCCCAAGGUGGAAGUAAUGAGUGGCAGCACAUGGGCGCAUAUCGAUCGCACCAGCGGACACCCUCAGACAACCUUUCGGAUAUCUCCUCGAACCAUGCAGCGUCGCCGCACAUCGGUACGCUGGACGCUUUUGAGCACUCAUCGCCUAUGCUCAAUCCUGCCCAAGAUCCGACGUUUAACACUGGUUUGGGCUUUGAGAACUUCAAUCUCAAUGAGCAGCAGCAGCAGUUUUACAGUCCUGGACACAGCCCCGGCCACUCUCCACAUCUCAUGCCACAGUCACAACAGACAUUGCCGCAAUUCACAGCUGACAAUAAUUUUGGACUGACAUCUACGAUGAACGGACAGUUUAACACUCAGAAUGGCGGCCUUGAGAUGUUCCCAGGUUUAGGACAAGAAGCAUUUCCAGCAGCUAAUCUCGACAAUCAAAGUCCCGGUGGUGGGAUGGCAGACCAUAUGAGUCCUCCCGAGAUCAACAUCGACUUCGCGCCUCCCUCAAGAGUUCCUACGGAGAAUAUGGGCAUAGAGAAGUCGGCAGAUGCGCUGAGCCCUCCAAUCCGAACAAAUCGUGUGCGUGCCAAAUCAGACUCGCACGCAGGAUCUCGAUCUCCUUCUCCAGCAUUGCUAGGAGGGCGGGGGCGCUCACCAUCAGCGGGCAGUGAGAGUCUGCUGGCUGUCGAUGAUUCUCGCAACGGCUCGCGGUCCUCGUCACCUGCUCGAGGCCGGAGCGGAUCGGCAGGUCGCGCGCGUAGCUCAAGCAAUGCUUCGGACCAGCGCGACUACAUUCUGGAUCUGGCCGACCCGGCACGAUCGCCUAGCACAGGUGGGGACAGUAAGCGUGUGCAAAAGCAUCCAGCCACGUUCCAAUGCAACCUGUGCCCGAAACGCUUCACUCGUGCGUACAAUCUGCGGUCACAUUUGCGGACACAUACCGACGAGAGGCCAUUCGUCUGCACAGUCUGCGGAAAAGCCUUCGCACGACAGCAUGAUCGGAAACGACACGAAGGCCUGCAUUCCGGCGAAAAGAAGUUUGUGUGUCGAGGCACACUUCAGACUGGAUCGCAGUGGGGUUGUGGCAGACGAUUCGCGCGCGCCGAUGCUCUUGGGCGUCAUUUCCGAUCCGAGGCCGGUAGAGUGUGUAUCAAGCCACUACUAGAUGAGGAAGCGGCAGAGCGGCAGAAGGCGUUCAUGGAAGAACAACAAGCAGCACAAGUCGCGCAAGGCCUUGUUGCACCUCAGCCUAUGAUGGUACAACCAGAGCUGAACAUGGGCAACUUUCUACCGCAAGCAUUGCUUGCACAAUAUCCUGCUCUACAGCAUAUUGAUUGGAACAGCAUACCCUCAGGCGCGCCACCGGACGAGGAUGCAUACAGCGGACGCAGCUCUUUCGAUGCAACGGGCAGCGGCUACGAGGACUACUCGGAAAACGAACAAAACAGCUUUGGUCAGCAGGAUCAAAACAUGACCGGAAUGAAUAUGAACAUGAACAACAUGAAUCAAAUGAACAUGAUGGGCAUGAACCACAUGGGAGGAAUGCAGCAGCAACAAAAUCAGUCGCAAUUUGGCGCGUACGGCGGAAACGCCACCGGAGACUAUCUGAGUGACUUUGAAGGUCGAUAGGAGCAGCGAGUCACUUUUCUGACAACAUGGAUGGCGUCAGUAUAUGACGGGGCGGCUAUGACUUGUUUUUCAGCGCGACAAUUCGUUGUUCUGCUGCAUCAUCUUUUGCGCGUUGAUACCACCUGCUCUCGGCGCGGCAGCUGAGUGAGCUAGGAUAAGCAGGAGUUGAGGAAUAUCACGAUACCAUACCCGAAGAUAGAUCGCUUGGAAUGACAAGUUAUUCAGUGCUU
Molecule: messenger RNA, 3005 nt
Organism: Cercospora beticola
Lineage: Eukaryota; Fungi; Ascomycota; Dothideomycetes; Mycosphaerellales; Mycosphaerellaceae
Product: C2H2-type zinc finger protein
Biological process (GO): regulation of transcription by RNA polymerase II; embryo development
Cellular component (GO): nucleus
Molecular function (GO): DNA-binding transcription factor activity, RNA polymerase II-specific; RNA polymerase II transcription regulatory region sequence-specific DNA binding
Source: RefSeq, a predicted model, not a curated record